This is a messenger RNA of Acipenser ruthenus (sterlet), 1071 nucleotides long. RefSeq names its product large ribosomal subunit protein mL42-like. The transcript is spliced from 6 exons. Lineage: Eukaryota; Metazoa; Chordata; Actinopteri; Acipenseriformes; Acipenseridae. The record is from RefSeq and is a predicted model, not a curated record. Gene Ontology annotation, cellular component: mitochondrial large ribosomal subunit. The coding region runs from base 231 to 662 and encodes 143 amino acids.
UAAUCAAUACUUUGCAUCGACGAAAGCAACCAAUCCUGUACCUGCAACUGCCGAGAGCCAAUCACAUACUCAACUCGACUGGAGCACAGACACAGCAUCUUUCAACAACAAAGCGAGAGGUUUUGGCUGAAGUUAGAAACAUGUGGAACUGACGACGAGCUAUCUAGCCAUGGACUUGUUUCCUGCACGGAGUAUUUAAUGGUGGAACCAGUUUCCUAUGUACAAUAAGCAUGGCGGCACGACAAAUAUUCGGGUUAAACAGUAUAACCAGUUUACUCAAGUUUGCGAAGCAAAAUACAGCUCAAGGUAGAAACUUGAACUGCAUUCAUCCAAAGUCCACAUUCAGUGCCCUUCCAGGUGAUAACUGCAAAGUGGAACUUGCCUUGACCUCAGAUGGCAGAACAAUAGUGUGUUAUCACCCUCCAGCAGAAUUCCCAUAUGAACAUUCAAAGCCUAUCCCACGACCAGACCCUUUAGAAAAUCAUGAGGAAACACACGAUCAGGUGCUGAAAGCUCGGUUGAAUGAAGAAAUGUUGCAGAACAAACAGGCACCCACUAUUGAAGAGCUCAGUAAAAUGUUCUAUACGACAAAACAUCGCUGGUAUCCAGUUGGACAGUAUCACAGAAGACGUAAAAAGACUGAUCCUCCCAAAGACAGAUAAUUUCGAACACUUAAACACUUGGUGGUUCUACAUAGUACAAACAAUUUGCUUGAUUUUUUCCUGUACAUGUUGCCAUUUCAUAAGCAGCAUGUUAUAGAUUCCUGGUACAGUACCUUAUUACUUCCUGUGCUUUGUCACAUUUUGUUUUUGAUCAGUGGAUUAAUCAAACCUCUAACACAGGAAUAGAUUGUAUUCCAGGAAUCAACCACAACUUUUUAAUUUGUCAGGUGAAUAUAUUGGCAGUGCAAAUAAGAGGUAAGAAAUUGGCUUUAAAACCUUUUAACACCAAUGUUGUUAUUUCUUAAAUGGAGAUCACUUUGUACAAGAUUAUGCCCAAGUGAAGCAGAUAUAAGUGUUCUGUUUUUUUCUUGGAUUAGACCCAGUUAAUAAAUUGACUAUUUAAAAAUGA